CAGACGAGGUUGCAACUCGGAAAUGUUUUCAGGUUUUCGAGGUUGCUGGUUUCGGGGAACGAACUCACUGCUGGGUCUCGGGAUGCCAGAGGGCCCGCAUGCCAACCUCCUAAUGCCCUUCCAGCCCGCGGAGCCCGGCGCCAUGUGGAGCUGCGGCCUGCCCAACGGCACCGGCCGGGGCGAGGACCAGCCCCUCUGCCAGCACGCGCACCUGGCCCUGUCUGCCGUCUCCCUGUCCUACCUGGCCGUCGGCGUCCCUGUUGGCUUGGGCUACAACGCCCUGCUGAUCCUGGUCAACCUGCACGACCAGGGCAGCAUGGCCAUGCCCGACGUCUACUUCGUCAACAUGGCCGUGGCAGGCCUGCUGCUCAGCGCGCUGGCGCCUGCGCUGCUGCUGGGCCCCGGCACCUCAGGCUGGGCCCCGUGGGCCUUCAGCAGCGAGGCCCACGUCACGCUGCUGGUGCUGUUCAACGUCUGCUCCCUGGUGACCAUGUACUCCACGGCGCUGCUCAGCCUCGACUACUACAUCGAGCGGGCGCUGCCGCGCACCUACAUGUCCAGCGUCUACAACAGCCGGCACGUGUGCGGCUUCGUCUGGGGCGGCGCCCUGCUUACCAGCUUCUCCUCCUUGCUCUUCUACAUCUGCAGCCACGUGGCGGCCAGGUUGGUCGAGUGCUCCCGGAUGCAGCACACGGAGGCCGCCGACGCCAUCAUGGUCUUCAUCGGGUACCUGGUGCCCGGGCUCGCCGCGCUCUAUGCCCUCGCGCUCAUCUCGCGCGUCCGCAGGCAGGACACGCCCCUCGACCGGGAGUCGGGGCGGCUGGACCCCUCGGUGCACCGGCUGCUGGUGGCCACCGUGUGUACGCAGUUUGGGCUCUGGACGCCGCACUACCUGACCCUCCUGGGGCACACGUCACUGGCCUUGCGGGGGAAGCCUGUGGACGGGCAGCACCUGGGGAUGCUGCUCUUCGCAAAGGACUUGUCGCGGUGCCUGGCCUUCUCCAGCAGCUCCGUGACGCCGCUGCUUUAUCGCUACAUCAACAGGAGCUUCCCUGGCAAGCUGCGGCGCCUGGUUAAAAAGACCCCCUGUGGGCGCCAGAGCUGUUCCGCGGACCCGGCGGGCGUCCAGCAGGUGCUGGCGUAGACAGCGGGCGCGCGGGUGCCCGGCGGCCAUGCCGAGCCUGCUACGCUCCCUGCCCCGACCCGGGCUCGCGUCCUGGGGCACCAGGUGACCGACCUCCGGCGCACGCACAGCACUUUGUCGCCUGCCCGCUCUGUCGCUCUCCCAGCGGACAUGCUGCGGCAAGAAUGCACAACAGCACAGGGCACGUGCUGUUAACCUUGCCUGCAUUUCUCCGGAAAAGGCCACUGGCGCCUCUGUGGAGAUGGCCGCACCCGCCAGGGCUCGCUGGCUCCGGCGCCAGGCAGCCCCAGCGCCCUGCCGGUCCCGCCCUCGGCCGCUCACGUCGCCUCCGACGGGCGUGCCAAAUGAAGUGAUGGAAAUCAAAGCCAGUAUUUAUACUUUGUGUAUUGUUAAAAUACUUGAUUCCCCCACCCCGUAUGUUUGUUUAUAAAAAGAGAGAUGUUUGAAAGAAAAAUCACAAAGUAUUAAAAUGAAGGAA
Messenger RNA from Pteronotus mesoamericanus, 1622 nucleotides. RefSeq names its product G protein-coupled receptor 146 (gene GPR146). NCBI's taxonomy places the organism in Eukaryota, Metazoa, Chordata, Mammalia, Chiroptera, Mormoopidae. The transcript is spliced from 2 exons. The record is from RefSeq and is a predicted model, not a curated record. Gene Ontology annotation, molecular function: G protein-coupled receptor activity. The coding region runs from base 23 to 1144 and encodes 373 amino acids. Gene Ontology annotation, cellular component: membrane. Gene Ontology annotation, biological process: G protein-coupled receptor signaling pathway.